AUGACAGUAGAAGAAAGAAACCUACAGAGAAGAGAGUCAUUACCCCGUUUUCAAACAGGAGAUGCUCCAAAUCCAAACGGAUUAUACGCCCACCGCUAUCCACGAAUGGAUGAAGGUUACUACCGCCGUCUAGCGUCCUUCAACAACUAUCCCUCCAACACCAACAUGACGAAAGAAGAACUAGCCUGGGCAGGCUUCGUCUGGACCGGGCGCAACGACGAGGUCCGCUGCGAAUAUUGCUCCGUUGUUUUAGCACAGUGGCAAAUUCACGAUGUGGCGUUUUCCGAACACUGUCGGGUCAGUCCAGACUGCCCUUUUAUUCUUCCCAGACGAUCACAGCCAAACACGCCGGAUAAAAGAUUUUUAUACGAUCGCCGGAUCAGCUUCAACAACUGGACUCGCGCUCAUCCACUGCCUUCCGAGCUAGCCGACGCUGGCUUCUUUUACACUGGCGAAUCCGACCACGUGAAAUGCUUCCACUGCGACUUGGUGCUCCACUCGUGGGAACCGACUGGAAUGCCCUGGCACGCGCAUGCCCGCUUCAGCCCCUUCUGCGCCUACGUCAUCGUCGAAAAGGGCAUCGACUGGAUUCGCAGCGUCUGCAACAUGGACGCCAGUCAGUACAGAAAUCGCUUUCUCGCCAUUUUGGCCGAGUCGGCAAAUGAUCCAAUGUCCGUCCAAGCCGCGGAAGAUAUUCUUGCUAAUUUAACGGACGAUGACGACUCGCUAUUUGGCGACGUUGGAAUGCCAACAGGUCCAGUUGGAAUCCCGAUAUCAGAAGAACUGCGUGGCCGACCUCCCGAGCCAGUAAAAGACGUAGACGAUGUUCCAGACGACAAGCUCCGCCAGGUUCUAUCGGAGCAACUGUCUUCCCAAAGCUGCAAAGUAUGCCUGACGAAUCGCGCCACAGUGGUGAUUCUUCCUUGCUCGCACUUGGUCAGCUGCCCCAGCUGCAUAAAGAAACUGCGAGACUGUCCCUUGUGCCGGGCACAAGCGGAAAGAGCGCUAGAAAUAUUCAUCACUUGA
This is a messenger RNA of Oikopleura dioica, 1026 nucleotides long. The record is from the annotation of a GenBank genome assembly. NCBI's taxonomy places the organism in Eukaryota, Metazoa, Chordata, Appendicularia, Copelata, Oikopleuridae.